Xenopus laevis (African clawed frog) is the source of this 8346-nucleotide messenger RNA. RefSeq names its product mucin-3A. The transcript is spliced from 14 exons. The record is from RefSeq and is a predicted model, not a curated record. NCBI's taxonomy places the organism in Eukaryota, Metazoa, Chordata, Amphibia, Anura, Pipidae. The coding region runs from base 1 to 8346 and encodes 2781 amino acids.
AUGCAUACAACCACAGAACUUUCUCCCUCCAGUAAAGCAACAACUUUGAUUUCAACUUCUACUAAUGAGUCACAUACAAUUACAAUAUCAAAUGCUACAUUUUCAGAAACAUCUCCUACAGAAAGAACAAGCUCAAAUUCCAAUAAUCUACACACCAGUAGUGAACCAUCUAAACCCCACAGUGUUACAACAUUUCCUUUUACUGGUAUUUCUGAAAAUACCUCAGGCUACUCUACAUCUUCAAGUAUCAUUAAAGGGACACCAACAAGUAAUUUACAGAAUACCACAGCAUUUGAAAUAUCAGUCCAGUUUACAUCAGAGUCAUCAGCAAGUACCCACAUAUCCGGAUCUACACAAGAGACAACUGGAACCGUUUCAAUUACUCAGAGCAGCAUUCCUGUGUCUAAAACUAUUUCAUCAAGUCUUUCUGCUACAACCAAAGCUUCAACCACUUCAUGUUCUCAGUAUUUAAGUGGAAAUGAUUGUCAGAAUGGAGAUAACUAUAUAGGCCCAGUAAUAGAUUACAACGCUGUGCCCCCUAAAACCAUCAAUUUGGCAAUUUCACUAAAUCUCAUUUUUGUUGAUAAUCUGAAAAAUGAUUCGUCACAAGACUACAUUAACCUGGCAAAUGUGAUCAACAAGGUCUUUAGUGAAACGUACAGAAAAGCGGACCCACUAUACUUUGUAAAGAUGAUUCUGCAUGGAUUUAGUAAAGGAAGUGUCAUUGCUAACACCUCUGGGAUCUACAACUACCCCAACAAUCAGACGGGCAUCGACUUCAUAAAUAAUAACUUGACUUUGGAUCUUGCUAAUACAUUCACAAACCUGAACGUAACCGAACUCAACACAACUGUGACAAACGUGACAGUGACAACACCUGAAUCAUCUCCAAUAACAAAUGUUGUGCAACUCAAGAGCUACAUGUCAUGCAAUCUCAGUUUUGCUGGUUAUAGCAUCCUCUGCAACCAAUCUUGCUCGUGUGUGGGACCUUGUGAACAGAAUCUUGAUUACUGUCAAAAUAAUGGCACUUGCUACAAUCAAGCCAAUGGAUCUGUCUGCAACUGUACGGGUCCAUACACAGGAGACAGAUGUCAGUAUGAAGUACCAGCAACAUCCUCCUUCCCUACAACAGGUGAAUCGGUAACAACCUCAACUGAAACAACAACAUCCAUUCCAAAGCCAAUAACUGAGAUACAAAGUGCUACAUCUUUGGAACCAUCAGUUCAGUUUACAGAGACCUCUGCAAGCACACAUGCAUCAAAUUCUCCCCCAGAGACAACUGAAACUGUUUCCAUUACUGUAUCAUCUCCAAGAUCUGUCAUAACUACACAUGAAUACACCAGUCUAAUAGAAAGUAGCAGUUCUACUGCAGUCCUUACUGAACGUUUAACCUCAAGUUCAACCCAACCAGCGAGUUUGACUACUGGAACAUCAGAAUCCCAAAGUAUAUCUAAUCAUAUCUUUUCAACUGCUAGUAUAACAGAGCCAAACACGCUGCAUCCGACAUCAUCCAGCACUGAAGUGCCCUCCACAAACACAGAAUUCUCUGCUCCAAUUAAGACUACAUCUUUACUGCCAUCUUCUACAACUGAGAAACCUAUAGUAAUUCAAACAACUACAUUUUCUUCUGAAACACCUUUUCAAUAUACACAAACACCAAACAGCACCAAUAUUCAGAACACUACACACCAAACAUCUGAAGCCAGUUCAAACACUAUUAUGUCAACAGUACAUGAAACUGAAAGCAGGAUUAGCAGCGCAACCUCUUCAGACAACCCUGGCUCAGGUUCCACCACCAACACCACUGUAACAAAUGAAACCCACAGUGUUACAACUCAUCCUGUAAUUAGUUCUAGGACAUUACAACAAAGUACCCUGUAUCUCACAUCAAUAAGUAGCACUGAAACUUCAGCAUUUUCUCAAUUUUCCUCAGUUUCACCAAUUCCUACUGAAUCCUCAAAAGUUAGUUUAGAGAGUACCACAUCUUUGGAAACAUUGUUUACUGAACUGUCAAACUCAACUCAUCUACAAACAAGUAUAAGUGGAACAUCUGAAACUCACAGUGUUACAGUCUAUCCAGUUUCUCCUACUGUCAUUUCAGAGCAAACCACACUAUAUUCAACACCAUUAAGCAGUAAUACAUAUACAGAAACAACAACCAGCAUGAAUAUACCAAGCACUACAAAUCAAACUUCUGAAGCCAUUUCCAUUAUUGUAUCUUCUCCAAGAACUGCUAUGUCAGCCAUACUCACAACUGGAAGCAGUAUUGGCAACACAAUUUCUUCAGAAGCCCCAAGCUCAGUUUCCAUCUAUACCACUGUAACAAUUGAAACCCACAGUGUUACAACUCAUCCUGUAACUAGUUCUGGCACAUCACAACAAAGUACAUUAUAUCCCACAUCAAUAAGUAGCACUGAAACUCCAUCAUUACACACUGAAACUUCUGCAUUCUCUAAAUUUUCCACAGUUUCACCAAUUCCUACUGAAUCCUCAAAAGUUAGUUUAGAGAGUACAGCAUCUUUUGAAACAUCUUCUACUCAACUGUCAAGCUCAAGUUCAACUCAUCUACAGACAAGCUCAAAUGGAACAUCUGAAACCCACAGUGUUACAGUCUAUCCAGUUUCUCCUACUGGCAUUUCAGAGCAAACCACACUAUAUUCAACAUCAUUAAGCAGUAAUAAAUAUACAGAAACAACAACCAGCAUGAAUAUACCGAGCACUACAAAUACAACUUCUGAAACCAUUUCCAUUAUUGCAUCUUCUCCAAGAACUACGUCAGCCAUACACACAACUGAAAGCAGUAUUGGCAACACAAUUUCCUCAGAAGCCCCAAACUCAGUUUCCACCAAUACCGCUGUAACAAAUGAAACCCACAGUGUUACAACUCAUCCUGUAACUAGUUCUGGAACAUCACAACAAAGUACAUUGUAUAUCACAUCAGUAAGUAGCACUGAAACGCCAUCAUUACACACUGAAACUUCUGCAUUCUCUAAAUUUUCCUCCGUUUCACCAAUUCCUACUGGGUCCUCAAAAGUUAGUUUAGAGAGUACCACAUCUUUGGAAACAUCUUCUACUCAACUGUCAAGCUCAACUCAUUUACAGACAAGCUCAAGUGGAACAUCUGAAACUCACAGUGUUACAGUCUAUCCAGUUUCUCCUACUGGAAUUUCAGAGCAAACCACACUAUAUUCAACACCAUUAAGCAGUAAUACAUAUACAGAAACACCAACCAGCAUGAAUAUACCGAGCACUACAAAUAAAACUUCUGAAGCCAUUUCCAUUAUUGUAUCUUCUCCAAGAACUACUAUGACAACCUUACAUGCAACUGAAAGCAGUAUUGGCAACACAAUUACUUCAGAAGCCCCAAACUCAGUUUCCACCAGCACCACCAUUUCUGGAACAUCACAUCAAAGUACCUUAUAUCUCACAUCAAUAAGUAGCACUGAAACUCCAUCAUUACACACUGAAACUUCUGCAUUCUCUAAAUUUUCCACAGUUUCACCAAUUCCUACUGAAUCCUCAAAAGUUAGUUUAGAGAGUACAGCAUCUUUUGAAACAUCUUCUACUCAACUGUCAAGCUCAAGUUCAACUCAUCUACAGACAAGCUCAAGUGGAACAUCUGAAACCCACAGUGUUACAGUCUAUCCAGUUUCUCCUACUGUCAUUUCAGAGCAAACCACACUAUAUUCAACAUCAUUAAGCAGUAAUAAAUAUACAGAAACAACAACUAGCAUGAAUAUACCGAGCACUACAAAUACAACUUCUGAAACCAUUUCCAUUAUUGUAUCUUCUCCAAGAACUACGUCAGCCAUACACACAACUGAAAGCAGUAUUGGCAACACAAUUUCUUCAGAAGCCCCAAACUCAGUUUCCACCAAUACCGCUGUAACAAAUGAAACCCACAGUGUUACAACUCAUCCUGUAACUAGUUCUGGAACAUCACAACAAAGUACAUUGUAUAUCACAUCAGUAAGUAGCACUGAAACGCCAUCAUUGCACACUGAAACUUCUGCAUUCUCUAAAUUUUCCUCCGUUUCACCAAUUCCUACUGAAUCCUCAAAAGUUAGUUUAGAGAGAACCACAUCUUUGGAAACAUCUUCUACUCAACUGUCAAGCUCAACUCAUUUACAGACAAGCUCAAGUGGAACAUCUGAAACUCACAGUGUUACAGUCUAUCCAGUUUCUCCUACUGUCAUUUCAGAGCAAACCACACUAUAUUCAACACCAUUAAGCAGUAAUAAAUAUACAGAAACACCAACCAGCAUGAAUAUACCGAGCACUACAAAUAAAACUUCCGAAGCCAUUUCCAUUAUUGUAUCUUCUCCAAGAACUACUAUGACAACCAUACAUGCAACUGAAAGCAGUAUUGGCAACACAAUUACUUCAGAAGCCCCGAACUCAGUUUCCACCACCAGCACCACCAUUUCUGGAACAUCACAUCAAAGCACCUUAUAUCUCACAUCAAUAAGUAGCACUGAAACUCCAUCAUUACACACUGAAACUUCUCCAUUCUCUAAAUUUUCCUCAGUUUCACUAAUUCCUACUGGGUCCCCAAAAGUUAGUUUAGAGAGUACAGCAUCUUUGAAAACAUCUUCUACUGAAUUGUCAAGCUCAACUCAUCUACAGACAAGCUCAAGUGGAACAUCUGAAACCCACAGUGUUACAGUCUAUCCAGUUUCUCCUACUGGAAUUUCAGAGCAAACCACACUAUAUUCAACACCAUUAAGCAGUAAUAAAUAUACAGAAACACCAACCAGCAUGAAUAUACUGAGCACUACAAAUAAAACUUCUGAAGCCAUUUCCAUUAUUGUAUCUUCUCCAAGAACUACUAUGUCAACCAUACAUGCAACUGAGAGCAGUAUUGGCAACACAAUUUCUUUAGAAGCCCCAAGCUCAGUUUCCACCAAUACCGCUGUAACAAACGAAACCCACAGUGUUACAACUCAUCCUGUAACUAGUUCUGGAACAUCACAACAAAGUACAUUGUAUAUCACAUCAGUAAGUAGCACUGAAACUCCAUCAUUACACACUGAAACUUCUGCAUUCUCUAAAUUUUCCACAGUUUCACCAAUUCCUACUGAAUCCUCAAAAGUUAGUUUAGAGAGUACCACAUCUUUGGAAACAUCUUCUACUCAACUGUCAAGCUCAAGUACAACUCGUCUACAGACCAGCUCAAGUGGAACAUCUGAAACUCACAGUGUUUCAGUCUAUCCAGUUUCUACUACUGGAAUUUCAGAGCAAACCUCACAUUAUUCAACAUCAUUAAGCAGUAAUAAAUAUACAGAAACAACAACCAGCAUGAAUAUACCGAGCACUACAAAUACAACUUAUGAAACCAUUUCCAUUAUCGUAUCUUCUCCAAGAACUACUAUGUCAACCAUACUCACAACUGAAAGCAGCAUUACCAACACAAUUUCUUCAGAAGCCCCAAGCUCAGUUUCCACUACCAUCACUGUAACAAAGGAAACCAACAGUGUUACAACUCAUCCUGUUACUAUUCCUGGAACAUCACAACAAAGUACCCUGUAUCUCACAUCAAUAAGUAGUACUGAAACUCCAUCAUUACAAUCUGAAACAUCUACAUUCUCAAAAUUUUCCUCAGUUUCUCCAAUUCCUACUGAGUCCUCAAAAGUUAGUUUUGAGAGUACCACAUCUUUGGAGACCAGCUCAAGUGGAACAUCUGAAACCCACAGUGUUACAGUAUAUCCAGUUCCUCCUACUGGUAUUUCAGAGCAAAGCACACAUUAUUCAACAUCAUUAAGCAGUAAUAAAGUAUCACCAACUAGCAUAUCAACAUCUCCUGUAUCAAAUUCUUUGCCAGAGACAACUGAAGCUGUUUCCAUUACUGUAUCAUCUCCAAGAUCUGUACUAUCUACACAUGUAUACACCAGUCUACAGACUGAAAUUAAUAGUUCUGCUACAGUCCCCACUGAAACAUCAACCUCAAGUUCAACUCAUUUUGAGAAUUUGACUGCCAUAACAUCAGAAUCAAAAAGUGUAACUACCAAUCUCCUUUCAACUGCUAGUAUAACAAAGACAAAUACACUGAAUCCAACAUCAUUUAGCACAGAAGUGCCGUCCACAAGCACAGAAUUCUCUACUGCAAUUAAGACAUCAUUACUGUCAACUUCUCCUAUUAAAACUACAACAAUAGUUUCAGAACAAAGCACCUUGUACCCCACAUCACAGGGCAUCAGUGAAAAACCUUCCUUAAAUACAGAAACAUCUGUUGCAUUUAAUACUACAUCAUCUGUGUCACAGAGGAGCACAGGACCUGUUACUUCACAUAAUAUUACAUCUACAGAGUCUCCAACAAGCACAAACAUUUCAAGGCCUUCACUACAGACAUCUGUUUCUCUUUCUACAUCUUCACUUAUACCAGUUGUAUCUACAACACUAAGAACGAGCAAUGUAACCACUACAAAUAGUAGUUCCAGGACUACUAGUUCUACUGCACUCCAAACAAGUAACAAUAUAACUCUAUUUACUACAACACUAAGAACAAGCAAUGUAGCCACUACAAAUAGUGGUUCCAGGACUACUAGUUCUACUGUACUCCAAACAAGUAACAAUAAACCUCUAUUUACUACAACACUAAGAACAAGCAAUGUAGCCACUACAAAUGGUAGUUCCAGGACUGCUAGUUCUACUGCACUCCAAACAAGUAACAAUAUAACUCUAUUUACUACAACACUAAGAACAAGCAAUGUAGCCACUACAAAUAGUGGUUCCAGGACUACUAGUUCUACUGUACUCCAAACAAGUAACAAUAAACCUCUAUUUACUACAACACUAAGAACAAGCAAUGUAGCCACUACAAAUAGUGGUUCCAGGACUACUAGUUCUACUUCACUCCAAACAAGUAACAAUAUAACUCUAUUUACUACAACACUAAGAACAAGCAAUGUAGCCACUACAAAUAGUGGUUCCAGGACUACUAGUUCUACUGCACUCCAAACAAGUAACAAUAUAACUCUAUUUACUACAACACUAAGAACAAGCAAUGUAGCCACUACAAAUAGUGGUUCCAGGACUACUAGUUAUACUACACUCCAAACAAGUAACAAUAAAACUCUAUUUACUACAAUCAGCCAAUCAACACCUACUCUUUCAACUGCUUCAACCGGAAUCAGUCAAGGCAAAACAAUUAAUUCAACUGCCUCAGUUCAAACAACAAGCACUGUUCCAAACACAUAUUCUACUUCUACUUACACUUCUACUCUUCAGUGCAAAAGCAAUGCAAAUCAGAAUUGCACCUAUAAUGCUUUUACACAACAAUGUGACUGUAUUUGUAAUCAAUACUUCAUUGGAGCAUCUUGUGAAUACGGGCAAAAUAGCGCUUCUGCUAUUGUAGAUAAUAGCACGGUUCCAAGGAAGAACAUUACAGUCGAACUCUAUGUAAACCAAACAUUUUCUAAUGCCUUACUGGAUAAAACGUCACAAAAAUACAUCGACAUGACAGAUGGGAUGAUUAAAAUUCUUACGCCAGUCUACAGAAAAGCAUCUCCAGAAUUCUUUGAUCGAGUAGAAAUCACUGACUACAGCCGAGGAAGUAUUAUUGUGAACAGCGUAGGACUUUACCUUUACCCUAAUAAUCAGACUGGGAUAACUUUCCUGAACACCGAUCUAGAAACUGCGGUGAAACAGACUUUCCUGGAAUCACUAUCUAAUCUAUCAAAUCAACUGAAUAAUGUCACCACUUCUUUGCGUAAUAUAAGCGCAGGGGCCUCAACUAUAACAGACAUUCAUCAGAUGAAAAACUAUGUUUCCUGCAGUGUCGUUUAUACAGGUUACCUGGUCAGCUGUAAUAAUCAGACCUGUUCUUGCACCGGCCCUUGUUUUAAUAAUUCAUCCUACUGUAAUUACCACGGAGACUGCUUCAAUUCACUGGAUGGACCAAUCUGCCAGUGUUACACUUUCCAAUAUUACCAGUAUGAAGGAAAGCAAUGUGACCUAUUCGCGCGCACGGGAGGUUUUUACGGAGUGCUCUUUGGUGUACUUGGCUCGGCCUUGCUUCUUCUCAUUGUGUUAUUAUUUGCAAUAUUAGUCUUCAAAAGGAAGAGAAAGUUUGGUGCAUUUAAAGAGCGACGGGAUUCUCGAAGGUGGUUUACACUUGAAGAAGAGUCGUCACACUUUCCUCACACUGAUAUGGACGAAGUGUCAAGAGCCUCAGGCUUUGGAAAUUUAACAUUCGGGUCUGGAUCUUAUAAUGUUCAAAGAAAUGAACUUGGCCAAAGUGAUCUUUCCCAAGGAGCCUACAGGCCUAAUCUGGAUAAUAUAGAUACUCUACAAUCGUUCCAUAUACAAAGACCACAACUGAUCGUCCCCAGUGAUGAACAAACAUAA